CUUGUUUCCUGACAUAAAAUUGAGCUUAAUAGUGUACCAGGAGGAACUAGGACAGCAACCUGCUAGCUGUAGGGUCUCAGCAUGGACGUUUGCAAAGCAGCUUUCCUCCUAGGAUCCCUGAUCUGCACUGUAGGUGGAGAUCAGGUGGAUGGCUACACCAAAACCAGUGGAGCAAGGAUGCUCUUGAUGCUAAGAACACGAUACACUGUAAACUCUGCGGCUGAGUGCGCUGCAGAAUGUGAUGCUGAAAUAAACUUCAAAUGCAGUGCCUUUAUGUAUGUUAAAAAGGAUCGAGAGUGCUGGACAACAGCCCAAUUUGAAGCAAGGGCUGGCCCUCAUAAAGCAGGGAUAGCUCUUUAUGAAAAAGUCGUCUCUAUAGUUGAAUGUAUAGAGUGCAUUGGUGAGAACUACAGAGGAAAAGUCUCCACCACAGAGAAUGGUCACACCUGCCAGCACUGGGACUCCCAAGAGCCUCACAACCAUGACUACAGCCCCAGCGUUCAUCCGGACAAGAAUCUUCAGGAAAACUACUGUAGAAACCCAGGCGGUGACCCGCGACCUUGGUGUUAUACCACUGACCCGUCCAAACGAUGGGACUACUGCUCUAUACCCCGCUGUACACCUGGACUUCCCUCCAUCGUCCCAGAGUUCACCUGUCUAUCAGGCAAAGGCGUAAAUUACAGAGGCACGAUAGCUGAGACAGAGUCUGGAAAAAUGUGCCAGAGAUGGUCUGCUCAGACACCACACCAACACAACCGAACGCCAGACAACUACCCUUGCAAAGGCCUAGUUGGCAACUACUGCCGAAAUCCUGACAAUGAGAAAAAGCCCUGGUGUUACACCACUGACCCUCAGACUCGCUGGGAGUACUGCAAUGUGACAAGCUGCAGAUCUGACCCAGAGGAAUGUGUAGAGUGCAUUGGUGAGAACUACAGAGGAAAAGUCUCCACCACAGAGAAUGGCUACACCUGUCAGCGCUGGGACUCACAACAGCCACACAGCCAUAACUACACCUUCAGGAAUCAUCCAGAUAAGUUUCUCGAGGAGAACUACUGCAGAAACCCAUGCAGGGACAUCAGGCUCUGGUGUUACACCACCAACCCAAACAAACAAUGGGACUACUGCUCCAUACCCCCCUGCACAACUGAACCUCACCCCAUCACCCCAGAGUUCACCUGUGCAACAGGUAAAGGUCAAGCUUACCGAGGCAUAAUAAAUGUGACAGAGUCUGGAAAAAAGUGCCAGAGUUGGUCAGCUCAGACGCCGCACAAACACAAACACACGCCGGACAACUACCCCUGCAAAGGCCUAGAAAACAACUAUUGUCGUAAUCCUGACAAUAAGCUGAAGCCUUGGUGCCACACCACUGACCCUCAGACUUCCUGGGAGUACUGCAAUGUGACGAGCUGUGGACCUGACCCAGAGGAGUGUUUGGAGUGCAUCGGAGAGAACUACAGAGGAAAAAUCUCCACCACAGAAAAUGGCUACACCUGCCAAAGUUGGUUCUCUCAGGAGCCACAUAAACAUAGCUACAACCCUAAUGCUGGUUGGAAAAGAAUUCUUCAGGAAAACUACUGCAGAAACCCAAGUGGUGACCCACGGCCCUGGUGUUACACCACCAACCCAAACAAACGAUGGGACUACUGCUCCAUACCCCGCUGCAAAACUGAACCUCCUACCAUCAUCCCAGAGUUAACCUGCGCAACAGGUAUUGGUCAAGCUUACAGAGGCAAGAUAGCUGUGACACAGUCCGGAAAAACGUGCCAGAGAUGGUCUGAUCAGACGCCCCACAAACAUAACCGUAUGCCGGGCUACUACCGCUGCAAAGGCCUAGAAAACAACUACUGUCGUAAUCCUGACAAAGCGAAGAGGCCAUGGUGUUACACCACCGACCCUGAGACUCGCUGGGAAUACUGCAAUGUGACGAGCUGUGAACCUGAACCAGUGUUGAAAGUAGCCAGUUCAUCAGAGAAGGAAGACUGCUAUGAGGGGGACGGUUCCACAUAUCGGGGCACAAAAUCAGAGACCAUCAGUGGAAAAACAUGUACAUUCUGGAGUGCCUCGAGGUCUUCUGACUAUCUGUAUACUCCAGAGAAGGACCCCCAUGCUGACCUCAGGGAGAAUCUGUGUAGGAACCCUGAUGGUGAUAAGGCUCCAUGGUGUUACACUAUAGAUGAUGAUGAAACCACGUGGGAAUACUGCAACUUGAAGAAAUGCUUCAGCUCAAAAUAACAGACAGCAAAUAACAGACUUCAAGUGGGUGUUUAAGAAUAGAUAGACAAAAUUAAAAAAAAAAAACAUCAAGCUUGGGAGUGCAGAUGGUCGAGUGGUUUAAGGCGCUACCCAUGUACGCGGGCGGCCCGGGUUCGAAUUCGGCCUGUGGCCCUUUACCGCAUGUCUCUCCCCACUCUCUUCCCUGUUUCAAAGUCUAUCCACUGUCCUUCCUCUAUCAAAUAAAGGCAUGAAAAGGCCCAAAAAAACAAAAAAACAAACAAAAAAAAAAAAACAUCAAGCUUGUUGAGUUGAACUAUGCAGCACCACAUUGCAUAAAGUGUAAGCAUAAUGUUAGAGUAAAACCAAAUUUAGACUGCAGGCUUAUUAUGAACUUUGUAACUUUAUUGUUACCUUCUUAUCAAGUUACCAUCAUGACUUACUGUUUGAAAGAACCAAGAUUUGUUCCUUUACAUCACUCUAUAAAUAUUAGUCAUGACCCAGAGUCAAAUACAAAUAAAUGUUCUCUCUUACAGUUUUCAUUGCAUUGUUUACAUCUAUGAAAUUAAAAUGAAAUAAGGCUCACAUUAGAUCAUGAAGCUUGUACUAUGUUGUAUUACUGUACUGUCAGUUUUGACUAGGGAUGCAUGAUAUGCUGAUAUUUACAAAUUCCUUUUAGCUGAUAGAUACUGAUAUCAAUACAGGUAAGUAUAGUUUAGACCUAAAACUUGCAAUUGACUACAGCAGCAAAUAGCAGCAUGACUAGCACAUUUGAUCCACUAUCUCCACCUCACAAACCAUAUCCCUGUAAUCAUCAUCAAGCACCAACACUUCUGAAGAUUGUCAGCUACCUGCAGGUUGCUUUUGUUUUGUGUCUGAAUGUGGAGCUGUCAGUGUCAAUGUCAAUAUCAUCACAGCUCUGUUGACUUCCAAGGCCUUACAUUAUCUCAUCCUUGACUUCAGUUCAACUAGUCCUAUUACUUCUGUUUUAAGGAGCUGUAAGUCAUUUUAGUGUAUUUUUCCUUGCUGGUUUUAAAAAGAGAAAAUUGUUAUGACUGAAUUUAAAAUAAAUGCUCAUAUCCUUCCAAAAACUUUAUAUCUUUACAUUUAUCAUUGAAACAUGUUUUUUCAGUGAUGGCACUUAUAGUAGCUGUUGCUUCAUGGGUUUUCUGGUGUAUGUAUGUAUCCGUCCAGAAUGUCUUCCAGUGAGCUAACAAAGUGGCUGGUAGUAGGAAAUCUGAAAUCUAACCAAAAAAGAAAAAAAAAAAAG
Molecule: messenger RNA, 3481 nt
Organism: Cheilinus undulatus (humphead wrasse)
Lineage: Eukaryota; Metazoa; Chordata; Actinopteri; Labriformes; Labridae
Product: apolipoprotein(a)-like
Exons: 17
Coding region: 82-2232 (716 amino acids)
Biological process (GO): proteolysis
Cellular component (GO): extrinsic component of plasma membrane
Molecular function (GO): endopeptidase activity; signaling receptor binding
Source: RefSeq, a predicted model, not a curated record